This is a messenger RNA of Ipomoea triloba (trilobed morning glory), 1658 nucleotides long. Its product is annotated as NAC domain-containing protein 73-like. NCBI's taxonomy places the organism in Eukaryota, Viridiplantae, Streptophyta, Magnoliopsida, Solanales, Convolvulaceae. The coding region runs from base 375 to 1277 and encodes 300 amino acids. The record is from RefSeq and is a predicted model, not a curated record. Gene Ontology annotation, molecular function: transcription cis-regulatory region binding; DNA-binding transcription factor activity. The transcript is spliced from 3 exons. Gene Ontology annotation, biological process: regulation of DNA-templated transcription. Gene Ontology annotation, cellular component: nucleus.
AAAUAUAUUCAUACAUUCCUCUUGUUCCUUUCACAGAAUAGCAAGAAAAUUCCACCCCUCCUUUCCUUCCUCUCUAUUAUAAACAGGAUCUGUUCAAUCAAGAAAAAGAGAAACAGAAAAGAUAGGGAAUUCAAUUCCUUCCCACCAUCAACACCAAUCAAGAAGUUGAAGAAAAGAUUUUGUAUUUUUUUUACCUCUAAAACGUGCUUCUACAGUCGUACCAUUUUUUUUAAAAAAAAUAAAAUUAUUAUCUUUUUUCUCCCCAAAUUUUCAUUAUAUUUCAGCUUCUGGGAGGCCCAGGGACAGGGAGAAGAAGAGGCUUUAAGCUGGAGAGAAGAGAAAUUAACUCAGUUGGCGAUGCUCCGGCAACAGAGAUGACAUGGUGUAACAACUCCGCUACCGGCGACCAACCGCCCCUCCAGAUAAUCCCCUCCGACGACGAUAACGCCGCCGUCGCGACGUCCAGAAUUCGCAGCGUCACUUGCCCUUCAUGUGGCCAUAGCAUACAACUUGAAAGUCAGGGGAUACAUGAUUUGCCUGGUCUACCCGCUGGCGUGAAGUUUGAUCCUUCCGAUCAAGAAAUUCUGGAGCAUUUGCAGGCGAAGUCUGUUUCCGACAGCCGGAAACUUCAUCCUCUUAUUGAUGAGUUCAUUCCCACAAUUGAAGGUGAAAACGGGAUUUGCUAUACUCAUCCAGAGAAACUCCCAGGGGUGAACAAGGACGGGCAAGUCCGGCAUUUCUUCCACCGGCCGUCGAAAGCGUACACCACAGGGACAAGAAAGCGGCGGAAGGUGCACACGGAUGCGGACGGCGGCGAGACGAGGUGGCACAAAACCGGCAAGACUAGGGCCGUGUUUGGGGAAGCUAAUCUGAGAGGCUACAAAAAGAUCCUCGUCCUCUACACCAACUACGGCAGGCAAAGGAAACCUGAGAAGACAAAUUGGGUAAUGCACCAGUACCACCUCGGCCACGACGAAGAGGAGAAAGAUGGAGAGUUGGUGGUGUCCAAAGUGUUCUACCAAACGCAGCCUAGACAGUGCGGAUCCUCCUCGUCAUCAAGCUCAAAACAACCGCUCAACAAAACGUCAUCAGUGUCCUUUAGCAGGCGUGACGACAACAAUUUCGUUGAUUACUAUAAUCCUCCUUUCAUUUCCUCGUACCAUGUCGGAAGCCAAAACCCUGAUGCCCAACCUCAUCAGCUAAUCCCCAGUUUGGUCGUUCAUGCUGAUACUUCGUCCUUCAUUAAUCUAUCUUCAAAUUCAAGUAAAGACAAAUGAAAAGAAAUACAAAUUACUUUAUAGGGUGGUGAUGGUGGCUUGUUGUGUGCCAUAUAUAGUAGCUUAGCUUACACAAGAAAUUUAAGAUUUAUACACAGUAACUAGCUAAUUGGAUGGGUUGUAGGAUUUUUAUUUUUUAUUUUUUACCUGUAAUAAAUGAUGAAUUUCUUAGCUUUGAUUUACAAAAAAAAAACUUGUUGUUGGUAUUUGAAAGUGCACUCUGGGCGAAGAUAGGUAUAAAUCUUAGCUCCGCAAACACAUUGAUAGGUAGUAGGUAUAGAUUGUAAGUGAGUACAUUUAUACUGUAAUUCAGAAGCACCAAGAACACCCUAUAUCAUAUAGUUAUACUGAUCUUUUCAAUAUAUCUAAUUACUUAUUCAA